Messenger RNA from Scutellospora calospora, 526 nucleotides. NCBI's taxonomy places the organism in Eukaryota, Fungi, Glomeromycota, Glomeromycetes, Diversisporales, Gigasporaceae. The record is from the annotation of a GenBank genome assembly.
AAAUGACCAUCAUCCUCGCAUCCGAGAUCGAGAAGAGAAAACUAAGGAAAAAGAACGAGAAAAACGUGAGGAAAGACGCGAAGAACGACGUGAUAAAGGAAAAGAAAAGGAGCGAGAAAGGUCGCGUGAGAUGGAAAGGGGCGAUCGUGAAGAUAGGCGAGAACGUGAAAGUGAACGUGAUCGCCAUCGAAAUGAUAUUAGUAGAAGGAGGCAUAUUGAGGAUCCUACUAUUCGAAGACCACGAGAUGAUCGAGAAAUCAUGGCAACUCAAAGAUUUAUAAGUGGCAAGAAGAGAGAUCGUAUUGAAAAAGAUCGAGAUGAUGAACCAGAAUCACCACUUCCUUCAAUUAAGAGGAGGAGUGUUGAGCGAGGUAUUGAGAGUCUCGCUGCUACAGUACCUCCCCGCCCACCCAUCAAAUUAAAUCGCUCAGUAGAACAUAUAAAUGAUUUGGCAGCCUCAAUGCCAGUCACGCCAAUGAGUGGCAAAAGAAAUGAUAAGCGUGACAUUCCUCGAAGAAGAUAUUAA